AUGGGUGGUCCAAGAGGUCCAAAACACGACAAUGACUGGACGCCAUUCCUCUGCGCAAAGUGGCACUUUACAGACCUCAGUCAUACCCACAGACAGGGCGUCAUUGUGUAUUUUCUUUCCCUACCAACAUACUUUAAUCCUGCUUCAUUUUUGUAUUCAAGAGAAAUGGCUGUUAGAAAUCCAUUGACAGCAACGGUGGUAGAUGUUCCUUAUCUAAAAGCCGGAAUUCAACAAUUGAGUCUUCAUCGUCCAUUAGACGGUGAACUAGUUAGUGGCGCUAUAGAUGAAAUUAUGUCAGGUCGAUCACCUGAAGUAUUAGUUUCGGCAUUUUUGGCUUUAUUAUCACCUGAUAAAUUAUCACCUGAUAUCAUUAUAGCAGGAGUAAAAAAUAUGAGGGCACAUGCCU
Messenger RNA from Didymodactylos carnosus, 406 nucleotides. Lineage: Eukaryota; Metazoa; Rotifera; Eurotatoria; Philodinida; Philodinidae. The record is from the annotation of a GenBank genome assembly.